AACUGGUAGAGGCGUAGGAACCCAGAAACUGAUCACUUAGAUCUCAACAAAGCCUCCUGUUGCUUCAUUCCAUAUCUUCACUCUCCCUUCAGCCGGAUUUUUUUUCCCUAUGGAAAAUUCUACUUCUCUAAAGCUAGAACAAGAAAGCCAAGAGCCGGAGGAAGCAGAGGGGCCAUGGCAAGGAAAGUCAGAAGCUUCUCCCCAAGAUCCUGGUCCCCCAUCACCUGAGUACCAGGAACAGGAGCAAAGGUCUGACGCUGAAGUCCCACCAAGAAUAAGCCCCUCUUGGACCCCCCAGUCUAGGGCCAGCCUGUCUCUGGGAGACCUCACCGCCGGACCAGGAGGGUCAUCCUCCCCUCCUUCGCCUCCUCCGAAGUCUCAUUUUAUUCCUCCCAUGACUGCAGCUACUCAAGAACCUGUUGCUUCAUCACAAGGAGAGAGGUCCCCUACUGACACACCUCAUUCUGAUCCUUGGGAACCAUUUUCUGCUGCAAGACAAUCAGCUUCUUAUUACAGGAGCCAAACAGAGGAAAACACCUUCCUGCAGCCUCGGGCACACCAACCUGACCUACGUGGGAUAGGGGAUGUCAGCUGUGACAAGUCCAAGGACAAGCGGCUGAGAUUUGACCUUUUACACGAGGAAGACUCAAACAGUAACUGUGAUCCAGACCAGCCUGGGUUUGGGGCCAAUGAAGCAGCCCCCAAUAUGCUUGAGGUGGCUGUGCAGAACGCAAAAGCAUACCUGCAGCAAAGUAGCAGCAAGUCUGGCUUAAAUCUAUAUGAUCAUCUUUCUAAUUUGCUGACCAAGAUACUAGAUGGGCGUCCUGCAGAUGCUGUUGACAUCAUUGAAACUAUAAGCCAAGAUGUGAAAAUGGAACAUUUUAAUAAAAAAUUAGAUACACUCUGCAAUGAAAAUGAGAUGCUUCCAGAAUAUGAAAUAGCAGAGAAGCAAAAGGCUCUCUUUCUCCAGGGUCAUUUGGAAGGUGCUGAUUCAGAACUGGAAGAGGAAAUUGCGGAAAGCUCUCUGCCUAAUGUGAUGGAAUCGGCUUAUUAUUUUGAACAAGCUGGAGUUGGUUUGGGGACAGAUGAGACUUACCGAAUAUUUCUUGCCCUCAAGCAACUUACUGACACACAUCCAAUCCAAAGAUGCCGCUUCUGGGGCAAGAUCUUAGGUCUGGAAAUGAAUUAUAUUGUUGCUGAAGUGGAAUUUCGUGAUGGUGAAGAUGAAGAGGAGGUGGAAGAGGAAGGGGUAGCUGAAGAGAGGGACAAUGAAGAAAGUGAAGCCAGUGAAGGCGAGGAGGAUGAAUUACCAAAGUCCUUAUAUAAGGCCCCACAGGCUAUACCUAAGGAAGAAAGUAGAACAGGGGCCAAUAAGUAUGUCUAUUUUGUUUGCAAUGAGCCUGGAAGGCCAUGGGUGAAGUUACCAUCAGUUACUCCUGCACAAAUUGUUACUGCAAGAAAAAUCAAGAAAUUUUUCACUGGGCGACUAGAUGCAGCUGUUGUAAGCUACCCACCCUUCCCAGGAAAUGAGAGCAAUUACUUACGAGCCCAAAUUGCCCGGAUUUCAGCAGGCACCCAUGUUAGCCCUCUAGGAUUCUAUCAGUUUGGUGAAGAGGAGGAGGAAGAAGAAGAGGUGGAAGGUGUUAGAAAUAGCUAUGAAGAAAACCCUGAUUUUGAAGGCAUCCAAGUGACUGACCUGGUGGAAUCUCUGUCCAGCUGGGUUCAUCAUGUGCAGUACAUUCUUCCUCAGGGUCGAUGUAGUUGGUUCAACCCUCUACAGAAAAACGAGGAAGAGGAAGAGGAAGAGGAGGAAGAUGAAGAAAAAGGAGAAGAGCCUGACUAUAUAGAACCAGAAGUGGGGCCUCCUCUUUUGACACCAAUUUCUGAAGAUUUAGAAAUUCAGAAUAUACCCGCUUGGACAACAAGGCUAUCCUCAAAUCUCAUUCCGCAGUAUGCUAUUGCUGUCCUUCGAUCCAAUCUUUGGCCUGGAGCAUAUGCCUUUUGCAAUGGCAAGAAGUUUGAAAACUUCUACAUAGGCUGGGGUCAUAAGUAUACUGUGGAGAAUUACACACCCCCAGGUCCACCACCAGUUUAUCAAGAAUAUCCCAGUGGACCAGAAAUUACAGAAAUGGAUGAUCCCAGUGUGGAAGAGGAACAGGCUUUCAAGACUACACAAGAGGCAGUUGAACUUUCAGCUGAGGAGAAUGAAGAAACUGAAAAUGAAGAUGAUGAUGAUGAUGAUGAUGACAACUAAUACAGAAUUAGCCCAAUCUUAUGUGGCACUAACACACACAAAUCUUUAAGGGGGGCUAAUUAUAUAUAUAUAUAUCAUAUAUAUGAUGUAUAUGUAUAUGUUGGAAAUGAUGGUAUACAAUAUCUUUCCUUUAAAGUUAUCAAAUGAGGGAGGCACAUAGAGAGAUGACUUAGUGGUUACAAAAAAAAAUGUUUUUGCUGAGGACAGGAAUUCACUUGCUAGCACCCAAGUCAGGGAAGUUCACCACCACCUGCAACUCCAGCUGAAGGAGAUCUAAUGCCCUCUUCAACCCUCCACAGGCACCACACGUGUGCAUACAUGCUCACUUACAUAAAAACAUAUCUUUACAAAACAUUUUAAAAAGCUGGGUGUAGUGAAACACACCUUUACUACCAGCAUUUGGGAGGCAGAGACAAGAGCAUCUUUGUGAGUUCAAGGCCAGACUGGUCUGUAUAAUGAGUUCCAGGGGAGCCAGGGCUACAUGAGGAGAACCUGUCUCAAAAAUAACAAAUCUUUAAAAACAUACAUCAAAUUGGAAACUUCAUAUAUAGAACUUCCAGUAUUUACAGAAAGUUGCACAGUAGAUUUUCCAAAAGCUCAUGAAAUGAUCAUAUCACUGUUUUAAUGGUUACAACUGUUACAACUAACAUAAUUAACACUUUAGUAAUCCUGCUUUGAAAACAUUUCAAAUUAUUUUUUUUUCUUUUCUUUUUUUUUUUUUUCCCUUGACAGGGUCUUACUAUGUAGCUCUGGCUGUCCUGGAACUCACUAUGCAGAAAAGAUUGGCUUCCAACUCAGAAAGAUCCACCUGCCUCUGCGUCCCAUGUGCUGGGAUUAAAGGAGUGGACCACAAUACUCAAAUUUAACUCCUAAUAUGGAAAGUAUUGAAAGUUAUAAUUCACAAUCCUUCUUGGAAACUUCUAGUUUUUGAGAGUCAAGGAAUAUGGAGUUUAAAACAUUGAUAACCAGGGACUAAAGAGAUGGCUCAGUGGCUAAGGGCACUUCUUCACUUGCAGAGGAUCUGGGUUCAGUUACCAACACCUACACAUUAGCUUGAACACAUCAGUUCCAGGGAAUCCACCACUGCCUUCUUUCAGGGGUAACACAGACACACAAACACACACACAUCAUGUGUGUGUAUGUUGGGGGGGGGAGGCAAAAUACUCAUACGUGUAAGUCCAAAAAAAAUCAAACAAACCUCUAACCAUUAACAGAAAGCAUCAUUCUAGCCUGCCUGCCAGAACUGGAGUGUGCAUUCUUAAAUCUGUAGUUGCUUAUUCUGGAAGCAAUGAUACUGUGUGCAAAUACGGUGCAUGUGUACUUAUUCUCUUCCCUGGAUGAGCAUUCACGAUUCUAUAAUCUGAGUAAAAGCUGAAAAGUUCCCAUUUAGUGACUGUUGAUCUUAGAGCCUCUGCUGUUCAGGAAGUUGUCUCCUGUGCCAGUGAAUUCAAGGCUCUUCCCCACUUUUUCUUCUAACAGGUUUAGUGUGUCUGGUUUUAUGUUAAGGUCUUUUAUUCCCUUGGACUUUAGUUUUGUGCAGGUGAUAAGUAUGGAACUAUAUGCAUUUUCUACAUGUAGACAGCUAGUUAGACUAGCACCAUUUGUUGAAGAUGCUCUUUUUUUCCAUUGUAUGGUUUUGGCAUCUUUGUCAAAAUUCAGGUGUCCGUGUGUGUGGGUUUAUUUCUUGGUCUUCUAUUCAAAUCCAUUGAUCUACCAGUUGGUUUCUAUGCCAGUACCAUGCAGUUUUUCAUUACUGUUGCUCUAUAAUACAGCUUGAGAUCAGGGAUGGAGAUACCUCCAGAAGAUCUUUUAUUGUAGAGGAUUGUUUUAGGUAUUCUAGGUUUCUUGUUAUUCCAUAGGAAGUUGAGAAUAAAAAUCUGGGCACAAAGAUCUUUUCUGAGACUGAUAUUCCAAAAAAGGACCAUGCAUAGAGAUAACCUAGAACCCCUGCACAGACAUAGCCCAUGGCAUCCCAGUCUCCAAGUUAGUGCCCUAGUAAGGGGAACCAGGGCUGUCUCUGACAUGAACUAAGUAGCUGGCUCUUUGAUCACUUCUCCCUGAGCAGGGAGCAGCCUUAUCAGGCCAGUCCUGAAGAGACCUGAUAGGCUAGGGUCAAAUGGAAGGGGAGGAGGACCUCCCCUAUCAGUGGACUGCGGGAGGGUCAUGGGAGGAGAAGAGGGAGGGAGGGUGAGAUUGGGUGGAGACGAGGGAGCUACAGCUGGGAUACAAAGUGAAUAAAUUAUAAUAAAUAACUUUUAAAGCUGUUUUCAAAAUUUUAGAUUUUUUUGUUUUCCUCAACUUUUCCAUCCAUCUCCUUUCUCUUCCUUAUUGGUGGGAAAGGAUUACAGAGAUGAGAGGUGAUAAUAUCCAGACACUUUAAACUUACAUUCUCUACCACUAACACUCUGAAAACAUUCUAAUUCACUAAAAAGGCAUUUUAAAAAUUAUUUUAUUAUUUUGUGUGUAUUAGGGCUUUGCCUGCAUUCAGGUAAAUGCAUCAUGUGCAUGUAUGAUGCCUACCAGAGUCAUUGUUGGAUGCCAUGGAACUGGAGUAACAGGUGGUUGUGAGCCACCAUGUGGUGCUCGGAAGUAAACAUAGGUCCUCUUUCUUGCAAGAGGAAAAAGUGCUCUUAACCACUGAACUACUCUUCAUCCUCCAGCAUUUAAAAAUCUAAAUGGACUAGCCAUCAUAAAAUUAGGAAUAAAACCUAGGCACUGCUCCUGAAUAUUGCUUUUACUGAAGAGGGAAAUAUAAGAUUAAAGAGAGUACAGUUUACCAAAGUGCUGCAUGUUGGCAAGGGACUUUGGAUUGAAUAUAACUUCCAGUGAAAGGUAUGGGGAGGUAGGCAAAGGCUGGCCAGUGGGUAUAGCUGUUGCCAUGGCUCCAGGGAUUGGUCUGAGAGAUGAGGGAAUGAAAAAAAGAUAAACACAGACACACAGAAGAGCUGGGAUUGGGAAAACUGGUCUGAGGGAGAAACAUCAGCAACCAUGUUAGCAGUCCCGUUGUCUUUACUGUACACAGUUAAACAGGGAGGCAGGGUUUUCGCAUACAGCCAGAGAAGGAGGCACUUGAACAAGUAGGCAGCUUUGACCAAUAUUGGUAAAAAGUCUCUGUAGGGUAGAAGUUUUCAGACUGUAGACAUGGAGUGGGAAUUGAGAAAGCUACAGUGGAUAUUUUUCUGUACUCACUGUCAAUAUUUGCACCCAGACCCUAGGAAGCCUUUACCAUUCCAUGGGGCUGAGGCAUCGGUCCCUGGUAUGACCAGGCCCAUGUCUACAAUACACAUCCACUCAGGAUUUCACUGGCUUUCCUGCAGGCUGGAGUUUACAAACCAGCAAGAGACAGUGGUAAACUAGGUCACACAAAUACAUGUAAAGGUUAAACACUUUAGCUUUAAUGUUAAGGGCAAAAUAUAGAUAACUAAGACUGAGAGUUUCAUUGGGAGUCUGUCUGAUAAUCUAGGCAAUGGAAACACAACUAUAUAGUGAUAUAAAAUAGAAAUUGACUGUCAAGAGGGCAGGUGGAAAGGGUUCUCCAAGUACUAAAUUCUUGUUUUUGUUUGUUUUCUUUUGUUUUCUGAGAAAGGAUUUCUCUGCGUAGCCCUGGCUAUCCUAUUGCUUUGUAGACCAGGCUGGCCUUGAACUCAAAGAUCCGCCUGCCUCUGCCUCCCCGUUGCUGGAAUUACAGGCAUGCGAGCCUGGCAAAUUCUUGUUCUUAAGAGUACAAAGUUCAAGGCAUAUACCCGAAAUAUGCUCAAGUACACAAAAAGGACAUCUGCUCAAUCAUGUUCAUAGCAGCUUUAUUUGUAAUAGCCAGAACCUAGAAACAACCCAGAUGCCCCUCACCUGAGGAAUGCAUAGAGAAAUUGUGGUAUAUUGACACAAUGGAAUACUACUCAGCAAUUAAAAACAAGGAAAUCAUGAAAUUUGCAGGCAAAUGGUAGGAACUGGAAAAGAUCAUCCUGAGUGAGGUAUCCCAGGAGCAGAAAGACACACAUCGUAUACACUCACUUAUAAGUGGAUAUUAGAUAUACAAUAUAGGAUAAACAUACUAAAAUCUGUACACAUAAAGAAGCUAAGCAAGGAGGAGGACCCAGAAUAAGAUGAUCAAUCCUCACUCAGGAAAGCAAACAGAACGGACAUUGGAAGAGGGAGAAAACAGAAAACUGGACAUGAGCCUACCACAAAAGGCCUCUGAAAGACUCUACCCAUCAGGGUAUCAAAGCAGAUUCUGAGGCUCAUAGCCAAACUUUGGGCAGAGUGCAGGGAAUCUUACGAAAAAGGUGAAAAAGACCCGGAGGGGACAGGAACUCCACAAGGAGAGCAGCAGAAUCAAGUAAUCUGGGCACAGAGGUCUUUUUUUUUCUGAGACUGAUAUUUCAACCAAGGACCAUACCUGGAGAUAACUUAAAACCCCUGCACAGAUGUAGCCCAUGGCAGGUCAGUCUCCAAGUGGGUUUCCUAGUAAGGGGAACAGGAACUGUCUCUGACAUGAACUCAGUGGCUGGCUCUUUGAUCACCUCCCCCUAAUGGGGGAGCAGCCUUAUCACCAUGCCCAAAGGAAGACAAUGCAGGCAGUCCUGAUGAGACCUGAUAGACUAGGAUCAGAUGGAAGGAGAGGAGGACUUCCCCUAUAAGUGGACUUGGAGAGGGGUGUGGGAGGAGAUGGGGAGGGAGGGUGGAAUUGGGAAGGAAGAAGGGAGAGGGCUACAGCCGGAAUACGGAGUGAAUAAACUGUAAUUAAUAAAAAGAUAAAAAUUAAAAUAAAAAAGGGUACAAAAUUCAGUCUUUGCUGGAGUACUGCACUUCGUGUAUCUUCAAGCAGGUUCUUACUCUUUUUAGGAAACACAUUUUAAAUUGCUCAAUAUCCAUUUCUUCUCAUUUCUUUCUGAGGACUUCUACAAUCAUAUAUGUUUGCUCUCUUUAUAAUCUGAAAUUUGAACAUUCUACAGCUUCUAACUUGAUUGUUCCUGCUAUAAUAACUGACACAAAAUUGUAGCUUCCGAUUUGGUUCCAACCCACUUCUCUAAGUUAACCACAAAUUCUAAGAGUCUUUCAAUAAUAAUCCCUUUGUGAGGUACAGCAAAAGAUUCUUGCAUACAUGCAUACA
This is a messenger RNA of Meriones unguiculatus (Mongolian gerbil), 7364 nucleotides long. It is a transcript of the gene Rsph4a, whose product is annotated as radial spoke head component 4A. The transcript has 6 exons. Gene Ontology annotation, biological process: cilium assembly; cilium movement involved in cell motility; axoneme assembly. NCBI's taxonomy places the organism in Eukaryota, Metazoa, Chordata, Mammalia, Rodentia, Muridae. The record is from RefSeq and is a predicted model, not a curated record. Bases 110 to 2254 code for a protein of 714 amino acids. Gene Ontology annotation, molecular function: protein binding. Gene Ontology annotation, cellular component: radial spoke; axoneme.